Diospyros lotus (date-plum) is the source of this 2424-nucleotide messenger RNA. Its product is annotated as mitotic spindle checkpoint protein MAD1. Gene Ontology annotation, cellular component: mitotic spindle; nuclear envelope; kinetochore. The record is from RefSeq and is a predicted model, not a curated record. Lineage: Eukaryota; Viridiplantae; Streptophyta; Magnoliopsida; Ericales; Ebenaceae. The transcript is spliced from 16 exons. Bases 155 to 2308 code for a protein of 717 amino acids. Gene Ontology annotation, biological process: mitotic spindle assembly checkpoint signaling; attachment of mitotic spindle microtubules to kinetochore.
UCUUGCGCAGUGAAAACGGAGAAGGAAAAAGAAAACCUUCUCUCUCUCCGCUGCUAUGGCGCCCUUGGCUUUGAACUAGCAUUUGCUCGCAGCCUUGUGCUAUAUCCAUCACAUCCAUCCUCAGUGUUUCGCAAGAGAGUAGGUGUUUGCGAAAAUGAUUCUGAGAACGCCGCCUGCAAGGAAGCGGAAGGCGGACUCGAGGCCGAUGGAGAGCCCUAACUCCGAGCGGCAGCUCGUCAUAUACGAGGAUCCUCCGGCGCCGGAGUCGACUCACGAACUGCCUUCCGAGCACAUGCUCUGCACUUACCAAUGCCGCCAGAUGGUUAAAUCUGAGUUCUUCGAUGCCUUAAGUAGUGCAGAGAAGCAAGCUCAUGAUUGCCAAUCUAAGUUGGAGGUGCUAAAUGAUGACUAUUGCAAGGCAGAAGCUGAGAGGCAGAAACUUCGCGAUCAAUUCUUACGUGCAGAACAAGAACUUGCUGCUGCCAAAGGACGUGAACAUGCACUGCAAGAUCAGCUGUUGAAAGAGGUCAAUGAUUCUCAAGAACGGAUAAAGAAACAAAUACAAGCAUACAGUGAACUUGAGGUGAAGCUCCAAAAUGAAACUAAACUUCGCAGAAAAGCAGAGUCUUUAGCAGCUUCAGCCGAGGAGAAGGCAAGCAUUUUAGAAGGAAAAAUAAGCCAUCUCUCUGGAAGCACUGAAAGGGAAAAGAAACAACUUCAGGAUGAGAUUGUACAGAUUAAUAGAGAAUCAAAACUUUCUGUUUCUAGAAUAACUGCAGACCUUGAAAGAAUGGAAUGCAGAGCUAAUCAUGCUCAGAAAGAAUCUGAGCUGCUGAAACAACAGCUUGAAGAACUCCGAAGGCAGCUUGAUGAGAGCUUGUACCAGAAGGCUGAACUAGAGAAGAAGCUAUCAAGUUUCACAUUUCAAGAAAUUCCUUCUACAGGGAAUGAUGUUUUGUUGAAGCAUUUGCAAGAAGAGCUGCGGAUUUUUGAGGCUGAAGUGCGAGAAGCUAGGAGGUUAAAGUGUUCUCAUGAAAACAUUGAGUUACUGAAAGAGAAAUUAUUGGAGGAAAAAGGCCGAAGGGAGAGGGCAGAAUCAGAACUAUGUAAAUUAUCAGAUAUGCAGCUCACCAUUAAGAAGUUGGAGGAUGAAUUAUCUGCUUGGAAGAUGUUAGUGAAGGACAUUCCUGGUGUAUCAUGCGCUGAGGAUAUACCUCUCAAAUUUGCAGCUUUACAGAAAGAGGUGAUUCAAAGCAUGAGGAACAUGGGUGAGGCCAACACCCGCUUGAAACAAAUGGAGGUGGCUUUGGAUGCUGCAGAACUUGAUAAACAAAAUGCUGAAACUCAAGCUGCGCUGGCACAUGAGAGUGCAGAAGCUUCAAAGUUAGAAGUCAAACGAGUAGAUUUGAUGCUUUCUUCUGUGAUUGAGGAAAGAGAUAGAUUAAAAAAUGUUAUUGAUGAGUUGAAGAAGCAGACAAAUGUUGAAGCAGGUGGCGAUUUAGUGAAUGGAACUCUGGUCAAGGAGCUUGAAUCAAGUCUUGCCCAAAAGGAAUGCAGUAACAAGGAAUUGGAGAAUGACUUGCGUAAACUAAAAGAACUCAAUAGUGACCAGCAAAGUGAAAUAAAAUUGCUCACUGAGAAGUUAAAUAAUGAAGCCAGAAGAAUAAAAUCAUUGGAGCGGGAGAGUGAUCGCCUUCGUUCUGAAAUCUCCCUCUUGGAGUCCAAGCUGGGACAUGGUGAUUUUUCGUCUGCAAAUACGAAAGUUCUGCGAAUGGUGAAUACACUAGCAGUCGACAACGAAUCAAAACAGACAAUAGAAGCCUUAAGGAGUGAAUUACAGAAGACAAAGGAGAAGCUGCAAGCUGUUGAAGAAUUAAAAGCACAAUCAGGUGGUGCUGGGAAACUUGUAGACUCCUACAUUUCUGAAAAGAUACUGCAUUAUAAGGAGCAAAUUGCAACUCUUGAAAAACGUGAAGAGAGAUACAGAACUGUUUUUGCAGAUAGAAUCUCAGUGUUUAGAAGGGCUUGUUGUGAGCUUUUUGGUUAUAAGAUUGUAAUGGAUGAUCACCACCGUCCUGAUGGAAUUCCAGUUACACGUUUUACUCUCCAGUCUAUCUAUGCUCAAAAUGAUGAUGAAAAGCUUGAAUUUGAAUAUGAAUCUGGGAAUACAAACAUUUUGGCAAACGGUUACACCUCACAGCCUGAGAUAUCCCGUCAGGUCGACAUAUUCAUCCGGAAGUUGAAUUCAAUUCCGGCUUUUACUGCCAAUUUGACUGUGGAAUCUUUCAACAGACGCACUCUUUCCUGAGGUGUUGUAUCAUUGCCCCCUUUUGUCCCUCUACAAUCUCAUAACUCAAUUGGCAAUUUCCGAAUCAUAAAUGCAUAAACCAUGAGUUAUAGUAUUAAUUUGAAACUAUUCUAAUC